AUGCUCCAGCUCCUGGUGCUGAAGAUUGAAGAUCCAGGUUGCUUCUGGGUUAUUAUAAAAGGGUGUAGUCCCUUUUUAGAUCAUGAUGUCGACUAUCAAAAAUUAAGCAGUGCCAUGAAUGACUUCUACAACAGCACGUGUCAAGAUAUAGAAAUAAAACCAUUAACACUGGAAGAAGGACAGGUGUGUGUGGUCUAUUGUGAGGAGCUAAAGUGCUGGUGCAGAGCCAUUGUCAAAUCAAUUAUGUCUUCCGCAGACCAGUACUUGGCAGAAUGUUUCCUUGUGGACUUUGCCAAGAACAUUCCAGUCAAAUCUAAAAACAUCCGAGUUGUAGUAGAAUCAUUUAUGCAGCUUCCCUAUAGAGCAAAAAAAUUCAGCCUGUACUGCACAAAGCCUGUCACAUUACACAUUGACUUCUGCCGAGACAGUACUGACAUUGUACCUGCCAAGAAGUGGGACAGUGCAGCUAUUCAGUACUUUCAGAACCUUCUGAAAGCAACUACCCAGGUGGAAGCCAGAUUAUGUGCUGUGGAAGAAGAUACAUUUGAGGUUUACCUUUAUGUAACUAUAAAAGAUGAAAAAGUUUGUGUUAAUGAUGAUCUUGUUGCAAAGAACUAUGCUUGUUAUAUGUCACCUACAAAGAAUAAAAACGAUUAUUUAGAAAAACCAAGAUUGAAUAUAAAAUCAGCACUCUCCUUCAAUAAGCUCAAUCCAGCCCUUACACUCUGGCCAAUGUUUUUGCAAGGAAAAGAUGUUCAAGGAAUGGAAGAUUCACAUGGUUUAAAUUUUCCGGCACAAUCUCUGCAGCAUACAUGGUGCAAGGGUAUUGUCGGUGACCUCAGGCCAACAGCCACAGCACCGGACAAAGCUGUAAAAUGUAAUAUGGAUUCAUUGAGAGAUUCACCUAAAAACAAAUCUGAAAAGAAACACCAUUGCAUCUCUUUAAAAGAUACAGAUAAGCGUGUUGAAUCUUCAGCGUACUGGCCAACAAAAAGAGGCAUAACCAUAUAUGCUGAUCCACAUGUACCAGAAGCAAGUGCCUUAAGUCAGAAGCCAAAUGAGAAACCUCUUAGAUUGGCUGAGAAGAAAGAAUAUGAUGAGAAGAAUAGCUGUGUGAAAUUACUGCAGUUUUUAAAUCCUGAUCCUUUGAGAGCUGACGGAAUCUCUGAUCUCCAGCAGUUGCAGAAGCUGAAGGACCUGCAGCCGCCCUUGGCAGUGCUCCGGAACAAGAUCGAGCCCUGCUUAACCAUUGACUCGUCGCCGCUGUCAGAAGACCUGAAGAAGGCUCUUCAAAGAAAUAAGUUUCCGGGCCCCAGCCACACUGAAUCUUACUCUUGGCCUCCCAUAGCACGUGGCUGUGAUGUGGUUGUCAUUUCUCACUGUGAAAGCAACCCUUUGCUCUACCUCCUACCAGUGUUGACAAUUUUGCAAACAGGAGCCUGCUACAAGUCAUUACCAAGUAGAAAUGGACCUCUCGCAGUCAUUGUGUGCCCUGGGUGGAAGAAGGCCCAAUUUAUUUUUGAAUUAUUGGGAGAAUAUAGCAUGUCCUCCAGGCCUCUUCAUCCUGUGCUAUUAACAAUUGGGCUCCAUAAAGAGGAAGCCAAAAAUACAAAGCUUCCAAGGGGCUGUGAUGUGAUUGUUACGACCCCAUACAGCCUGCUGAGGCUUCUCGCCUGUCAGAGCCUACUGUUCCUCAGGCUCUGCCACCUGAUCCUGGAUGAGGUAGAGGUGCUAUUCUUGGAAGCCAAUGAACAGAUGUUUGCUAUAUUAGAUAACUUUAAAAAAAAUAUUGAAGUUGAAGAAAGGGAAUCUGCACCACAUCAGAUUGUUGCAGUUGGAGUUCAUUGGAACAAACAUAUAGAACAUCUUAUCAAAGAGUUCAUGAAUGAUCCCUACAUUGUGAUCACAGCCACGGAAGAGGCUGCUCUCUAUGGCAAUGUCCAACAGGUAGUACAUCUUUGCCUAGAAUGUGAAAAAACUUCUACUUUACUCCAAGCUCUUGAUUUUAUUCCAAGUCAGGCACAAAAGACCUUGAUCUUCACCUGCUCUGUAGCUGAAACAGAAAUAGUGUGUAAGGUAGUAGAAAGCAGUUCAAUAUUUUGCUUGAAGAUGCAUAAAGAAAUGAUUUUUAACUUACAAAAGGUUUUAGAACAGUGGAAGAAGAAGUUAAGUUCUGGCUCUCAAAUCAUAUUAGCCCUCACGGACGACUGCAUCCCACUCUUGGCCAUCACUGAUGCCACGUGUGUGAUUCACUUCAGCUUCCCUGCCUCGCCAAAAGUUUUUGGUGGACGCCUGUAUUGCAUGUCUGAUCAUUUUCAUGCUGAACAGGGCUCUCCUGCAGAACAGGGAGAUAAGAAAGCCAAAUCUGUCUUGCUGCUGACGGAGAAAGAAGCGAGCCACGCAGUGGGCAUCCUGCGCUACUUGGAGCGAGCGGAUGCCAAGGUCCCUGCAGAGCUGUACAAGUUCACCGCAGGAGUUCUGGAAGCCAAAGAAGAUAAGAAAGCCGGAAGGCUUCUUUGUCCUUAUCUGAAGGCUUUCGGUUUUUGCAAAGACAAAAGGAUCUGUCCUGACCGACACCGUAUUAAUCCAGAAACGGACAUGCCCAGGAAACUGUCCAGCCAAGCCGUACCUUCAUUUGGAUACAUUAAAAUAAUACCUUUUUAUAUUUUGAAUGCAACAAAUUACUUUGGCCGUAUAAUUGAUAAACACAUGGAUCUUUAUGCAACUCUCAAUGCUGAAAUGAAUGAAUAUUUUAAGGAUUCUAAUAAAACAACUGUGGAAAAGGUGGAGAAGUUUGGAUUGUAUGGAUUAGCAGAAAAAACGCUUUUUCACAGAGUUCAGGUGUUGGAAGUGAGCCAAAAAGAAGACGCCUGGGCCCUGGAUGACAUCCUUGUAGAGUUCAUCGACGAAGGCAGGACAGGGCUCGUCACAAGGGACCAGCUGCUGCAUCUCCCAGAACAUUUCCACGUGCUUCCUCCGCAGGCUGUGGAGUUUAUUGUCUGUAGGGUGAAACCUGCUGACAACGAAAUGGAAUGGAAUCCAAAGGUUACUAGGUACAUUCAUCAUAAAAUUGUUGGAAAAUUGCAUGAUGCAAAAGUGAUCCUGGCUUUGGGAAAUACAGUUUGGAUUGAUCCAAUGGUGCACAUUACAAACCUUUCCAAUUUAAAAACCUCUGUCAUUGAUUAUAAUGUUCGAGCUGAAAUCUUGUCCAUGGGCAUGGGCAUUGAUAAUCCAGAACACAUAGAACAACUGAAAAAAUUACGCGAAGAUGCUAAGAUACCAGCUUUUGAAGAAAGCCCAAGCCAGACCCCGCCGAGGGUGACAGGGACCAGGCCUGCUCAAGACCAGGAACGUCCAUCCGAGGAGCAGGAGGGGCAGGGGAUGCCUCCUCCAGCAGAAGAUGCUGCUUGCCUGCAGAGCCUCCAGCCUGAGGACACGGGUGCAGAAGGAGGGGCUGAGUCCAAGACGAGCUCAGAAAACCAGAAGCCUGAAACUUUAUCUGGAAACACUGAAGGUGCCUCCAUUAGCAGAACUGCACAGCUGCCUCUGAAAAGCUUCCACCCACAAAUAAAAUGGUUCCAAAAAGAAGAUGUCGUCAUCUUAAAGAUAAGAAUAAGGAAUGUAAAGGACUACAAGUGUCAGUAUUUAAGGGAUAGAGUCAUUUUCAGUGCUUGGGCGGGAGACAAAUUUUACCUGGCUGAUCUGGAGCUGCGGGGCAACAUAAGGAAAGAUGAUUGCAAAUGUGUGAUUAGAAACGAUGAACCUGUUAUCACUCUGGCCAAAGAGAGAAGGGAGGCAUGGUUUCACCUACUCAGACAGAGGAACCCCAAUGUGGCUUUCGAUUUUGAUCACUGGGAAGACUGUGAAGAGGACAGCCACUUCCCCAAGGUAGUGAAUUCUAAAAACCUGCCGUACACAGUGACAGAGGUGGUUGAAGACAGUAGCAGCACUUCAGAGGAUGACGACAGUGAGAGUGAAUGAGAAGGUGAAUGACGUCCUCAAGAGCAGCUGGAAGAUGUUGAACAAAAAUGGAUAUUGCCAUGGGACCAAAAGUUAAGAAAACAGUCAGUCAUAACCAAAU
Messenger RNA from Nomascus leucogenys (northern white-cheeked gibbon), 4081 nucleotides. RefSeq names its product tudor domain containing 12 (gene TDRD12). NCBI's taxonomy places the organism in Eukaryota, Metazoa, Chordata, Mammalia, Primates, Hylobatidae. Gene Ontology annotation, molecular function: nucleic acid binding; ATP binding. Gene Ontology annotation, biological process: transposable element silencing; germ-line stem cell division. The record is from RefSeq and is a predicted model, not a curated record.